AUGAUUCUAUUUAAAGUAUACGUCUUUGUUGGUUUUUUAUCCGUCUUAAAGGCACAAAUACAAUUGAUGCCCAACUUGCCUUUGGGUGAAUAUCGAAUAAUAUUCAGGGCAAUUUAUCGAACAAAAGAUUUACCGUUCAAGAUUAAUGAAUAUUUGAGUAAAAAAUCAAUUAAUAGUACCGAAAUGAGAGGGAAUUUCUCAUUGGAUAUACCUUUUGAAGAUUCAUAUACAGGAAGUAUAUUUAAAAUACUUGAUGCAAACUUUGCUUCUUGGAGCUUAAUUGGUGGUUGGAAACCUAAUUCUAUUGUUAACGGUACAUAUGAAUCAUCGGAAUUUGACAAAUCACUUUAUAAUGACAACAAUUUUCCUAAAGAGUAUUUUUAUGGAAAAUAUAAAUUUAUAGGUAAGAUAAAAGAUAAAAAAUAUAAACAACUUGCCUGCAUAGUUGCUGAGAUGAGUGCUAUACGGCCAUGGGAAUCACUCAUGGAUUGA
Myzus persicae (green peach aphid) is the source of this 492-nucleotide messenger RNA. RefSeq lists its product as uncharacterized. NCBI's taxonomy places the organism in Eukaryota, Metazoa, Arthropoda, Insecta, Hemiptera, Aphididae. The transcript is spliced from 4 exons. The record is from RefSeq and is a predicted model, not a curated record. Bases 1 to 492 code for a protein of 163 amino acids.